Molecule: messenger RNA, 456 nt
Organism: Acytostelium subglobosum LB1
Lineage: Eukaryota; Evosea; Eumycetozoa; Acytosteliales; Acytosteliaceae
Exons: 2
Coding region: 1-456 (151 amino acids)
Source: RefSeq, a predicted model, not a curated record
AUGAACCCACAUGACAUCAUCUAUUACAACAAAGCUGGUCGCAUUCGCAUUGAACAUGCUCAUGGUCAAGAUAUUCCCCAUCAUAUUGAUGAGACUUCACUACUCGACCCCCAGAGGUCAUUGGUCACCCUCGGAUGUGGAAUAUCGCUACAUACAUUACUUAACAAGAAUGCCUGUGACAAACCAGAUGACAACACCAUUCGCUUCAUCUCCCUCAACAUUCUGAAGUCUGUUCUACUACAACUAGUAUAUCAGAUUAUCGUCAUUGGGGAUGUCACCAACAUCUUCCAUAGAGACCUCCACGAGCACAAUGUUGUGAUCAACUUCGCGGUAGUCAAUAAGUUCAUUUCACUGGAUGUGUCUGGCAUCGCCCAUUCGUACAUUAUUCGUGAUACAUUAGAGGCAACAAUCAUUGAUUGGGAGCUCACUGAAAACAACCCAGCACACCCACGCUGA